Molecule: messenger RNA, 183 nt
Organism: Perkinsus marinus ATCC 50983
Lineage: Eukaryota; Perkinsozoa; Perkinsida; Perkinsidae
Exons: 1
Coding region: 1-183 (60 amino acids)
Source: RefSeq, a predicted model, not a curated record
AUGGAUGCCCAUGAUGAUGAUGGCGAAGAUCUCUUCGUGGACUAUGGAGACUUUGGGGGUGUGCAACAACAGCUGUCCCCAAAGCAUGGGGAUGCUCAGGGGGAGGACACUGCCAUGUCUGGGGAAGGGGUGCCGGACAAUGCACAGGAGUUGCUCAACAACCCUCCUAGCAGUAAUGCCUAG